CAUCCUUGUAUUUUGUGUACUGAUGCGUCGAGCCCACUUCGCAACAUCAACAGGAGCUGUGAACUUUUUUUCUCUCUAUCCCCCGCUUCGUUUCAUUCAUAUCUGUCCAGAGAAGGGAAGCACCUCGUGUCUCAGUUUCCUGGAACUCUUCGCUUGCUCCGCGACUCCAGGUCCUGCCUGUAUAUCGGCCGCAUGCAUUGUCAUUGACAGAAUCAUACCAACCUGUCGCAGCAGCUCUCCGGCAACUGACAAAGCGCAGGCAGCUCAAGGCACCCGCCGAUAAGCUUCUCCCUCAGGUCGCAACUUCUUCGCCUUUCCCUUUCCCAACCCUUCUUUUAAAUUUGAAUUUGCUAUUACCGCCAUCUACAACCACACCGCCCUACGAGACGACCGCCGCCAUGUCCGACAGUGAGAGUGUCGACUACCUGCAGCCGGACUUCGAUCCAAAGUCGUUGACGGUGCCGCGACUGCGGUCAAUUCUGGUUACUUAUAAUGUUCAAUAUCCAUCGACCGCAAAGAAGUCAGACCUGAUCGAGCUCUUUGUCGAUCAGGUGCUUCCGCAGUCCAAGAAGAUUCUUGCUGCGCGCGCUCGUGUCAAGCGGAUGAGCCGCGGUAUUGUCGACGCUGAUUCCGAACACACGAGCAGCACUGAUUUCGGCAACGACUACGAGGAUCUGCCACCACCUCCGGCCUCGGUGUCGCGUCGGUCAAGGUCGCCAAGGAAGCCUACGAGGAUCAAGCGCGAGUCGGAAGACCCAGAGCACCUUCCUGUGGUGACGCCUGCGCGAAACCGGGCCAGCAGCCCUCGGAAGAGGACAUCGCGCUCCGUCAGCGCGCAACCACCAUCGUUUUCCGACGCCGAGACUGCCGCCGGGCCUGAGCCACCUCGGACCAUUACCCGCGAAACUCCUUUCAAGACACCCAAGGCAGAGCCGGAUCAGCGCGAUAACUUUUUCAAGCGUACGCCAGAGACGGAGAGCGUGUUCAGCAGUGAUAACCCGUUCCAGAGUGGGGCGAACACUCCCGCAACAGCGAUCAAGACGCCCUCGCAUCGUCGCAAGACGUCAGGGUUUGACUCUGUGAGGAGACAGCAAUUCGUCACGCCUUCGACAUCUCGCCGUCAGACGGACGGCCCCGUGUUUGGGGGCACUCCCGCAACAUCUACAAUCAGCCGAACGUUUGAGAUCCCUGCUGCCAACUACAGGGCUCAGACACCAGAGAUGGAAGCUGGGGAGGAGUUCACUCCUGAUGAACAGUUGGCUCUCAUGCAGGAGGAGGCUGCCAAUCCUCAGCUCGCUCUUGCUCGGCAGCCGCCUCAUCCCAAGAAGAAGUCGAGCUUGUCAACACCAUUCUGGGUUCUAUUUACGACACUCCUUGUCGCCUAUGCUGCUUGGUACAGGCAAGAGAAGGUUGCGGUGGGAUACUGUGGCUUGGGCCGGGAGCCUACCGAACUUAUUCCGUCGACUAUUCGGAUCCCAGAGUGGGCGUCAGAGGUUGCCUCCCGUUUCGAUAUCGAGGAUAUUCAGGUUCCUGAGUGGGUCUUCACCUAUAUUGAACCCCAAUGCGAGCCUUGCCCUCCACACGCCUACUGCUACGAGGACUUCACUGCUCGCUGUGAGCCCGACUUUCUCCUGAAGCCUCACCCGCUUUCCCUCGGCGGAGUCAUCCCACUGCCCCCCACUUGUGAGCCAGAUGGAGAGAAGGUUCGCCGUGUUCAGGCUGUUGCAGACAAGGCUGUCGAGGAGCUGCGGGAUCGAAGGGCCAAGUACGAGUGCGGUGAACCUCUCGAGCCAGAGGGGCAGCCAUUGGACAGCCCGUCGAUCGACGAAGCGGAGCUUAAACAAAUUCUUAGCCAAAAGCGGAACAAGAGAAUGGCCGCUGAUGAGUUUGACGACCUUUGGGUUGCCGCGAUUGGAGAGGUCAAGUCUCGGGGUGAAGUGGAAGUCCACAGCGAUGAAAAUGUAACCGGAAGUGCCGGAGGCUUUCCUACCACCAGUCUAUCGUCCACCUCUCUCGCUGGCCUUCCGCUCACGUGCGCCAUCCAGCGGUCGGCGAAGCUCGGACUGGCAAGACAUCGACUCUCUAUUGGUGGACUAAUCAUGUCGCUACUGUCGAUUCUUUAUGGGCGUCGCCGCUUCCAGAAGAACCGCGCUCUGGCAGCGCGGGUGCCGGCCCUGGUUGACGUUGUCCUUGAUCGCCUCGCCAAUCAGAAGGAACUCGCUUUUGAGGAUGAGAAGGAGGACGCCUUCCUUUUCUUGCCAAACCUUAGGGACGAUCUGCUUCGUUCGAUGCACAGCCUGGCUGACCGGGAGCGCCUGUGGACUCGGGUUCGUGCUCUGGUUGAGCAAAACGCCAAUGUUCGCACCGGGCAGAGGGAGAGUCACAAUGGUGAAGUCGGUCGUGCCUGGGAGUGGAUUGGGCCAAGCAGGAUCGCCAACGGUGAGGGUUCGGCGAGGAGGUCGGGAAGAAAAAGCAUGAGAGUGUCGUGGGGUCCUGGCGUAAAGGAUGAGGAUGAGCAAGAGGUUGUGCCGCACAGGAAGUGGGAGGAGGGACCGGGAAGGCCGAUCUACUGAUCUUUCUUUUCUAUUCUUCUUUCUCCCGUAUAUUUUUUCAUUUGUAUUUAUUUUGCCACAAACUGUUAAUGUUCCUUUUUGUUUUGGGGGGCCUUAUUCCGAGUUAGGACUCUGGCGAGUUAAGAUAGGAAAGACAGAAAGAUCUGCUGCUUAUCGAGGUAGUGGGGAUCUUGAUGGAUGAGGAAGAAAUGGUUCUGAUUUUCCUUGGUGUGUGGUCUUUUUGGUCUUUUAUGGGGGAGAAACAAUGGCGUUUGUGAGGGGGUCGUGUUAUUUUCCUUGAUAUAUCCCUCAUUCUCUCUUUCGGCAACUGGACCUGAGGAUUUCGCAAGACUGAAAUUGUAUGUGUUUGUAAUUGCGUUCCAUACCGCGUAUCAUUCCUUUUUCUCUAUCCAAGUCGUGACUUUAUUCAGGGUAACGGACUCUCUACGAGACUGCCAAACGGUCGCUAGUCGGGGGUAUCAGAAGACCCAUACAUGUAUAGGUAGAUAGCCUUCACAAAAUCCGAAGAGUUUCUACACCCAACAUUGCAAAGAUCUCAACCAAGAUCAGAAAAACUCUUACAGGUAUCAA
Podospora pseudocomata is the source of this 3143-nucleotide messenger RNA. RefSeq names its product inner nuclear membrane protein enriched at telomere/subtelomere region (gene SRC1). The record is from RefSeq and is a predicted model, not a curated record. The coding region runs from base 399 to 2573 and encodes 724 amino acids. Gene Ontology annotation, molecular function: chromatin binding. Gene Ontology annotation, cellular component: nuclear inner membrane. The transcript has 2 exons. NCBI's taxonomy places the organism in Eukaryota, Fungi, Ascomycota, Sordariomycetes, Sordariales, Podosporaceae.